Messenger RNA from Sclerotinia borealis F-4128, 537 nucleotides. Lineage: Eukaryota; Fungi; Ascomycota; Leotiomycetes; Helotiales; Sclerotiniaceae. The record is from the annotation of a GenBank genome assembly.
AUGGCAUCGAUUACUGCUCAGCGUCGCCUCCUUCAAGAAUAUCGUGCCCUGACUAAUAAUGCACCAGAAGGCAUUACCGCAGGUCCGGUGUCGGAAGAUGAUUUAUUGUGCUGGGAAGCCUUAAUUCAAGGACCAGAGGGUACACCAUUUGAAGGAGGAGUCUUUGCCGCCGAGUUAAAGUUCCCAAAGGAUUAUCCGCUUGCACCGCCUAGUAUGAGGUUUCUUGGGGAAGUUUGGCAUCCUAAUGUCUACCCGAGCGGUCUCGUCUGUAUAUCUAUUCUCCAUCCUCCCGGAGAUGACCCAAAUCACUACGAACAUGCCUCCGAGCGCUGGUCACCAAUACAGAGUGUUGAGAAGAUCUUAUUAAGCGUAAUGAGUAUGUUGGCGGAACCAAAUGAUGAGAGUCCAGCGAAUGUCGAGGCUGCCAAGCAAUGGAGAGAGCACAGAUCGGAAUAUGAGCAAAAGAUCCCAGAUUCAAGGAAAGGAAAGAUGCUGGGCUAUACUGGUAUGUCGUUUGUGGAGCCAUUCGAAGGGUAG